Messenger RNA from Strongylus vulgaris, 192 nucleotides. The record is from the annotation of a GenBank genome assembly. Lineage: Eukaryota; Metazoa; Nematoda; Chromadorea; Rhabditida; Strongylidae.
UACUAUCCAGUGUACUAUCCAGUACCUUACUAUAACCCAUAUCAAACUUACGCUCCUUUCACUCCGGCACCAGUCAUUCCCACAACUCCACAAGUUCCACAGCAAUGCAUAGGACCAUGUGUGAAUAAUCAAUGUCCGGCAGGAUACACAUGCAAUGCUUUCAAUGUAUGCUGCACACAAACUGUCGGAUGA